AUGACCAUCAUCCACUCUGUCUCUGCGCCUACUCCUAGCAUGAAGCCUCCGGUUAGCGCCAACAGCACUGCUCCCUACCCAUCUUCCAUGAUGACCAAGACUUGGGGCACCGGUACCGGCACUGGCAGCGUUCCUACUCCCACUGGCAGCGUUCCUACUUCCACUGGCAGCAACCCUGCCCCUCAGCCUACCUUCAACGCUGCUCCAGCAAUGGUCGCCAGCUACGGCUCCGCUCUCCUCGCUGGCUCUGUCGCCCUUCUUUUUGGCGCUGCUCUAUAA
Trichophyton benhamiae CBS 112371 is the source of this 279-nucleotide messenger RNA. RefSeq lists its product as uncharacterized. Lineage: Eukaryota; Fungi; Ascomycota; Eurotiomycetes; Onygenales; Arthrodermataceae. The transcript has a single exon. The record is from RefSeq and is a predicted model, not a curated record. Bases 1 to 279 code for a protein of 92 amino acids.